GGGAGGUGGUGGAGGGGGGAUAGAGAGGGGGCUCCACGGAGCCCCACCGCCAGCAGCUGCACCAGCGGUUACUUCUCCCACAGUGCCUCGGACGCCACGCUCUCUGACGUGCCAUUCGGCGGCAGCGACAGCUCCGACCAGCUCAGCGCCUCCGCACUGGCUCAAGACAGACAUGACCCUGACCGGGAAACCCACAAUCUGCACCCCCACGAGUCCCCCUCCUUCCACUGCACCAGCACGGGCCGAAGCUGCGCCCAGACCAGAAGUGCCUCGCCGUGCGGUGACACCCAGACCCCUGCAUGUCCCCCUGGCGUCCCCUCCCAGCCCCUCCCCACCCCCCAAACCACCACCUCCCCCUCCUCCCCUGUCAGUAUUCCUAACUGCUCAGAGCAGCCACCCUCACCGUGGCCCCGCAGGUGUGUCCUCAGCGUCAGCCAGGAGUUUACAGACUUCAAGGGGGCCGAUGACGGCAUGGAGGAUCUGGGUGAGCUGGGACACUUCCAGCCUGGGGAUGCAGCACACAUAUCCCCUGUCCCAGCGGAGGAGGAGAAAGAGUGCUCUGGCAGCAGGGACCAGACCUCUGACAAAUCCCUGGUCGUCAUCAACCCACAACAACAACAACGUUCAUCUCACCUCCCUCAGCCCCACUCACACCUCCACAACGGCAAACAGUGUGUCGGCAGCGUAGCCGUGCCCUGCCCACCCCCCUCCAUCCCCCCAGGCCAGCUAGCAGGAGGAGAGCCCCAGGUCCAGGAGCCAAUCCAGGGAGACCUACCUCCAGGGAGCCCCUGUCCCAGCCCAAGCUGCCCCAGCCCCAACCCCAGCAGCACUGAGGCCUCUGGGGACUCCUGCAGUGGGGACGAGGGCUCUGGUUCUCCCGUGGCCCAGCUGCCUGACUGGAUGGCUCCCGGGGAGCAGGUGUGGGUGGGGAAGAGGAGCGGCACGGUGCACUACGUCGGCGGGGUGGAGUUCGCCAAGGGGAUCUGGGUCGGGGUGCAGCUGGACCUGGCUGUGGGCAAGCACAACGGGACAGUCCAGGAGAGGGUUUACUUCCGCUGUCCUCCAGGCCACGGGGUGUUCGUCAAGCCCUCCUGUCUCACUAGAGGACCCCCCUCCAUGGACACCACAGACCCCCAGCCUCUGGUCCGAUAAAAUUCACUAAACUCCCCAAAUUCCCAGUCUUUCCAGGAAUCCCAGUUGGAAUAUUCCCAGAAUCAGGAGGGAAUAAGAAGGAACUCAUACCAGCAUUUCUGGAAAACCUGGGAAUUUGAGGAAAGUGACUUUCCACCCAGGACUAUCAUCUAAAGGGGGUCCCCAGAUCCAGAACAGUUCCUACUAGACCAGGCCCAGAUCCAGAACAGUUCCUACUAGACCAGGCCCAGAUCCUGAACAGUUCCUACUAGACCAGGACCAGAUCCAGAACAGUUUCUACUAGACCAGGGCCAGAUCCAGAACAGUUCCUAC
Salmo salar (Atlantic salmon) is the source of this 1464-nucleotide messenger RNA. NCBI's taxonomy places the organism in Eukaryota, Metazoa, Chordata, Actinopteri, Salmoniformes, Salmonidae. The record is from RefSeq and is a predicted model, not a curated record.